Molecule: messenger RNA, 2022 nt
Organism: Colletotrichum spaethianum
Lineage: Eukaryota; Fungi; Ascomycota; Sordariomycetes; Glomerellales; Glomerellaceae
Product: interferon-induced GTP-binding protein Mx1
Exons: 5
Coding region: 1-2022 (673 amino acids)
Cellular component (GO): membrane; microtubule; cytoplasm
Molecular function (GO): GTP binding; GTPase activity; microtubule binding
Source: RefSeq, a predicted model, not a curated record
AUGGCACCUGGAGGAACCGGCUUGGGAAACCAGGCCAUAUUGGCCAAGAUUGACAAGCUAAGAGAGUUGAACAUUGGUGCGACAAUCCCAUUGCCCCAGCUUGUCGUCGUUGGAGAUCAGUCGUCUGGGAAAAGUUCUGUACUGGAGAGCCUGACAGGAUUCUCUUUCCCUCGCGCCCCCGGUCUCUGCACUCGCUAUGCGACUCAGAUUACAUGCUGUCGCGAGCCGGAAACGUCCAUCCGCGUCUCUAUCAUUCCUCGUCCUGGCGCAGCUGAGAUUCUCAAGGCUGAGCUUCUUGAAUUCAAGCGCUACUUAUCGAGUAUUGAUGGCGAUGACUUCGUCCAGGUCUUCAAAGACGCCAACGGUGCUAUGGGCAUUCGAAUGGAUGCAGCUCAGAAAGAUGAUGGGCUUGCGGCGUUCAGUGAAGACAUCCUCAAGAUCGAGAUCAGCGGACCUGACCUAACUUGUGGCAGCAUACUUGCAGUCGUAUCGUGUAGCGUCGACAUUGCCACUCAGGAGAUUCUUAAACUUGCCGAAAUCGCUGAUCCUGAGGGUGUGCGCACGAUGGGUGUACUCACGAAGCCGGAUCUCGUUACAGAAAUGGCCACCCAAGGUAUGAUCAUUGAUCUUGUUCUUGGAAAGCGCAGUACCCUCAAACUUGGAUACUAUGUUGUCAAGAACCGUAGCGCAGAUGACAAUACCUCGACGCUCUCUCAGCGUGCCGCUGCCGAAAAAGCGUUUUUCAUGGCACCUGCUUGGUCAUCCGUCAAGGAUCGCUGCGGCACGUCGUCCCUCAAACUCAGGCUCCAGGAGUUGCUCUUCCACAUUUCCAAGCAGGAAAUUCCCCAUGUUAAGUCGGAUGUUGAGCAGCGUCUACGUCAGUUUAGGGCUGAUCUAGAAGCCAUGGGGCCUUCCCGAGCCGAUCCGAAUUCCCAGAGGAUGUAUCUGGGUAAGCUGGCCUCUAGAUUCUUGGCCGUAACUCAGGCCGCUUUGAAUGGAUACUAUGCCAGCGAAAAGAUCUUUGGAAGGCUGCCUGACCUGAAACUCAUCACGAAAAUUAUGAAGCUUAAUGAAGUCUUCUCGAACGUUUUCUGGAAACGCGGUCACAAGCAACACUUCGGCCCUACGUGGGACGAUGAGGGGGAGGACUCAUUUGGACGCACCAUCGACCAGCUUCCCUUUGAGAUCAACCUCGCUAGAUACUCUGAACUUGGAUGUAUAAUUUGUACGGAUGAUUAUCAAUGCCCCAAGCCCUUGAAGGGUCCUAUCAUGAGCCACAUCGAGGAGGUCUUUGAGUCAAGCCGUGGACCCGAACUUGGAACAUUUGGCGGAACGAUCCUUGCCACAGUCUUUGAAGAGCAGUCGGAGAAAUGGGAGCAACUCGUGUUGUCCCAUGUGAGCAACGCAAUUGCGCUGGUCCACGAAUACAUUUUUCAGCUUCUUACUGAGUUGUGCCCAGAGAAGCAGGUUAGAGACAACCUAUGGGACAAUCUCUUACUCGACAGGCUGGUGAACUCGUACCAGCGGGCAAUGAGCCACUCUCGCUUCCUUCUAGAUAUCGAGCGUGGAGGUACGCCGAACACUUUCAACCAUUACUUCAACGCAAACCUUCAGAAGAAGCGAUGUGAGCGGAUGACCAAAACGUUCAACGCUAUGACAAUUGACUCACCCUGGGGGGAAGAGAAUGAGCGAUACGUGCCUAUGAGCAAAAUAGGUCAGCAUGCUGUCAACAAGGAUAACGGGCAGCAGGUGUGUGAGGAUAUCGUUGAUACUCUAAUGAGCUACUACAAGGUAUCUCGCAAGCGCUUUGUCGAUGUCGUUUGCCAGCAAGUCAUUUUUCACCUCCUGCUUGAGGGUGGCGGCAGCCCGCUGAAAGUUUUUGGCCCAGAGCUGAUCAUGAAUCUCGACCACGACAAGCUUGAGCAGAUCGCGGGGGAAGACGCGGAGUCGAAACACCAGCGGCAGGCCUUAAAAAGGGAGGUGGCAAGCUUCGAGGAGGCCUUGAAGGUCUUGCGAUCUUGA